Molecule: messenger RNA, 1681 nt
Organism: Planococcus citri (citrus mealybug)
Lineage: Eukaryota; Metazoa; Arthropoda; Insecta; Hemiptera; Pseudococcidae
Product: charged multivesicular body protein 7
Exons: 7
Coding region: 266-1588 (440 amino acids)
Biological process (GO): late endosome to vacuole transport via multivesicular body sorting pathway; vesicle budding from membrane
Cellular component (GO): ESCRT III complex; multivesicular body
Source: RefSeq, a predicted model, not a curated record
CAAAUGUCGCGGUAGUCGCUUAGUCGCGGUUUCCCGUUAUCAGCUUCUUCGAAAUUUCUGAUAAUUUUAAUUUAUAAAUAUUUUUCAUUAUUCUAUUUCAUCGUGCUUUUAUUUUUCAAAAAAUUUUCAUUUCGGGAAACGAAUUACUUCACUUUGGUUUCUUAUUGUAAAAUGUGUGGUGCGAUCUUGAGACUUGAAUUUGCACGUUUUCGUAUUUUUUUCAUAUAAUCUUCAAUUUGCACGAAUAUUCGUGGAUUUUACCAUAAUGACGUCUCCGCUAGCUCUAUCUAAAACUCCUAGAAAUGUUUCCGAUUGUCUAGUGAAACCAAAAUUCUGGGACGAUAACAUGAAAAUGGACGCUUGGUUUGCUCCAUUUCGUAGUCGUGAUUUGAAUCCGUUGAAUUACGAUAAUAAAAUGGUGUUCUGGAAAGAUAACAUCAGUUAUUUCUGUACUCAAACAAAGCAGUGUUAUUUCAACUUGAAUCAUUUGAAGCAUUUUUUUACGAGGAAUGAAAAAACUCCUUCUUGCUUGGCGAUAGUUUUGGAGGAUAUGAUUAGGGAAGGUGCUAUUCAAGAUUUAUCCAGUUUUGAACAAAGUUCGUCAAACAAUACGUGGGUAGGCUGGGCUGUAAAUAAGUUGAUCAGUAGUCCAUUCAAAUGGUCAUUAAAAAAAGCAGCGGAGGUCGUUAGUUCUCCUACCGUCGAAAUCGACGAUAGUGUUGAAUAUAUUCACAUGGCCGCACUCAAAGAACAAUCUGAAAAUCUGUACAAAGUAGUCGAUGGAGCGAAAGAUAUUUUUACAUACGACACAAUCAGAGAGUUAUUUUGUAAAAAAUUGAACGUCAACGUAGAUAUGAAAACUAUCAAAUUGUUAAUUCAUGGGCUGCAGUUAUGUGGCAAAGCUGAAGUUUAUUUCGAAAAUAAGCACUGUCACGUGCAUCUCAUCAAAUUCAGAUCCGAUAAUCACACCGGACCUCUGAUAAGCGAAGCGGAUAUAUCAAUCUACAUUUUGCAAAGAAAAGAACAAUCGUUAAUUGAUCAAUUACGGACUGCUGAAACUGAAAAAGAAAAUUUACAAAUCGAAGUGAAGAACUACCUGAGGCAGAAGAUGAGAAACACGGCGAAAAAUACGUUGCGUAAGCAGAAAGACCUGGAGAAACGAAUCAAUAAACUGACUAAUGUGCUAGAAAAUAUUCAAAGUUUAUUGUACAAGGUUCAAGAUACCGAAGCUGAUUCUCAAAUUUUAGAAUCGUAUAAAGUUGGUGCUAAUGCCUUGAAGACAAGAAUAAAUAAAGCUGGCUUGAAUCUGGAUAAUGUUGAUCAUACCAUGGACGAAAUCGAAAAAGUGUUAGAUUUGCAUAACGAUAUUCAAGAAACUUUGGGUCAAGUUGUGAUACCUCAAAACGAAAUGGAAUUGGAAAACGAACUAGCAGAAUUAUUGCUGGACGAUGUGCCAUCGAUUCCACACGAACCGCCAUCGCCGGGUCGAAGAACACAAGAAAACAAAGUCGAUUUGGACGGUUUACCCGAAGUGCCCUCAAAGCUUCCGAAUUCGGUUGGAGUCGGAUCGGACACCGUGAGAAUUUGAAUAAAUGUUUUGCUACGAGUAUUUCUCAUCAUUUUUUAUGGUCUUGAUUAAUUUGUACUUACUUCUUUAUGAUUAAUAAAACGUUGAUUCGCA